UCAGCCAUCUUGGACCCUGUGGAGGCCUGCUGGGAACAGGACUUCUAAAACGACAAAUAUGUCUGGGAGGCUGUGGUCCAAGGCCAUUUUUGCUGGCUAUAAGCGGGGUCUACGGAACCAGAGGGAGCACACAGCUCUCCUGAAAAUUGAAGGUGUAUAUGCUCGAGAUGAAACUGAAUUCUAUCUAGGCAAGAGAUGUGCUUACGUGUACAAAGCAAAGAACAACACAGUAACUCCUGGUGGAAAACCUAACAAAACCAGAGUAAUCUGGGGAAAGAUAACUCGUGCUCAUGGAAACAGUGGCAUGGUUCGUGCCAAAUUCCGAAGCAACCUUCCUGCUAAGGCCAUUGGACACAGAAUCCGUGUGAUGCUGUACCCUUCAAGGAUUUAAACUUAUUGAAAAGUAAAUAAAUAAAAGUGUGGA
Balaenoptera acutorostrata (minke whale) is the source of this 424-nucleotide messenger RNA. Its product is annotated as 60S ribosomal protein L35a. The transcript has a single exon. Gene Ontology annotation, molecular function: structural constituent of ribosome. Gene Ontology annotation, cellular component: ribosome; cytosolic large ribosomal subunit. NCBI's taxonomy places the organism in Eukaryota, Metazoa, Chordata, Mammalia, Artiodactyla, Balaenopteridae. The coding region runs from base 59 to 391 and encodes 110 amino acids. The record is from RefSeq and is a predicted model, not a curated record. Gene Ontology annotation, biological process: ribosomal large subunit biogenesis; cytoplasmic translation.